GGAGCUGCCCGAGAAAGCAUACACACGCAGUUCUAUGCGGUGUGUUCGACGCACAGGACAAAAGUACGUAUGGAAAGGGUAACUUCUCCUAAGGGGAGUGUCACUAGAGUGCCCGCGGCACCGAUUAAGGACCCUCGAUAGUAGGAGUGUACAGGAUCUGAAGUUUGCGAUCGUUAUUCUUCUUUCUCAAAAGAUAAAAGGGAUGGAAACGAUAAAGACACAAAAUUACGGAAACAAAACCGUAUAAAAUUUGAACGAUAGGCAUGCAAGAGGAAUUUGAUCAUGUAUAGUCCAUAUACACGUUUGCUAUAGUAAUAAGUUUGCAGUUAUUGAUUACGUGUCGGUAUACGUUGAUCCGCACAUUCCGCGUGUAACUACGUAUAAGUUGCAUCAGCAGAGAUCCAACUUGAGUGAAACAGUACAUUACUACCAAGUGUGGUUCGACACCCUUCAACCAAUUAAACGAAACAAGGAUCUCAAAGGAAAGACAAUUAACGUUGCAGUGAGAAAUGGCUGAGAAGGAAAAUUCAGAUUUAGCAUUAGAUAGCAUUUAUACUUCUCAAAAGAAUGGAAGCGAUGAAACAGGCAAUGGUUCUAAAUGUAAUCCUUUUAAAACUAUUUUGAAAGCAAUGCAUCAUGCCGGAAAAGAGCCGUUCCCACCAAUUUAUCAAGAUUCUCACGAGGAUGGUAAAAAGUAUGAAUUAGUUUCGAAAUCUCAGUUUAAGAAAGUGCAAAAAAUAUGGGUAAGAGAACAAUAUAAAAAUGAAGAAAAGCAGAAAAAGUUGUUGAAAGACGAGGAAAACAGAUUGAAGAAUCUGGAAGAGGCUAAAACAGUUGUAAUUAAAGAAGAUGUUACUUUAGCAGCUGCGAAACGUAUAAAAAUUAAAGAAAGCGUAAAAUACAGAGGUGAACGUGUAAAACUUUUCGGAUGGGUGCAUAGACUUAGACGCCAAGGCAAGGCUUUAAUGUUUAUUACAUUAAGAGAUGGAACUGGUUUUCUGCAAUGCGUGUUUAAUGAUAUUUUAUGUCAAACUUACGAGGCUUUGACAUUAUCUACAGAAGCAUCUAUCGAAGUGUUUGGAACAUUGAACAUUGUGCCAGAAGGCAAAAAUGCUCCAAAUGGACACGAAUUACACGUCGACUAUUGGAGACUGAUAGGUUCGUCUCCUCCUGGAGGUGCAGAUUCUAUUUUAAACGAAGAAGCUCAUCCAGAUGUGCAGUUAGACAAUAGACAUAUGAUGAUACGUGGUGAAAAUACAUCUCGUAUAUUAAUGGUAAGAUCAGUCUUGAUGCAGGCAUUUAGGGAUCAUUAUAAGGAAAGGGGUUAUUUCGAAGUGACACCGCCGACGUUAGUACAGACACAGGUAGAAGGUGGAUCUACAUUAUUUAAAUUGGAUUAUUUUGGAGAAGAGGCAUUUCUAACUCAAAGUUCACAACUAUACCUUGAAACUUGUCUUCCCGCAAUGGGUGAUGUUUAUUGUAUCGCCCAAUCUUACAGAGCAGAACAAUCUAGGACCAGAAGACACUUGGCAGAAUUCACUCAUAUAGAAGCGGAGUGUCCAUUCAUCACGUUUGAAGAAUUGCUCGAUCGAAUAGAAGAUUUGGUAUGCGAUGUCGUGGAUCGUGUCUUAAACUCGUCCAUCGGUCACGUCGUGAGGGAACUAAACCCGGAUUUUAAAGAGCCAAAGAGGCCGUUUAAAAGAUUAGAUUACAGCGAAGCAAUCGAAUAUCUUCGAGCUAAUGGUAUAACCAAAGAAGAUGGAACAUUUUAUGAAUUUGGGGAGGAUAUACCUGAAAUGCCAGAGAGAAAAAUGACCGACGCGAUGAAUGAACCGAUAAUGCUCUGCAGAUUUCCCUCGGAAAUAAAAUCAUUUUAUAUGGCACGUUGCGCAGAGGAUAAACGCCUUACAGAAUCGGUAGAUUUGCUGUUACCGAAUGUUGGUGAAAUAACUGGCGGAUCGAUGCGUAUUUGGGAUUACGAUGAACUGUCUGAGGGUUAUUCUCGCGAAAACAUCGAUGCAAAGCCCUAUUAUUGGUAUUCGGACCAGCGGAAAUAUGGAAGUUGUCCUCAUGGUGGAUACGGAUUAGGUCUUGAAAGAUUCCUUUGUUGGCUUUUAAAUCGGUACCACGUACGCGAGGCCUGCCUUUAUCCACGUUUCUUGGAACGUUGUCGUCCUUAGACGGUUUACGAAUCGCUAAUUUUUCGCAUGCACACGUUUAUAAGAGAAAGUCUACGAUUCACGAACUCGAGGAAGAUUCCGCGUAUUUAAUCUAUUAUCGGAGAAUGUAGAUACAUUCGAUUGCGAAAUCCAUCGAAAUUGAAAUUUAUACGAUUGCUUUGCAAAAUGUCGAAUUAGAAGUGUAAAAAGCAGUUAUGUUACGACUAUCGUGUCUGAAUUGUAUGAUGGUGUAACGAUAACUAG
This is a messenger RNA of Nomia melanderi (Alkali bee), 2423 nucleotides long. It is a transcript of the gene AsnRS, whose product is annotated as asparagine--tRNA ligase. Gene Ontology annotation, biological process: asparaginyl-tRNA aminoacylation. The record is from RefSeq and is a predicted model, not a curated record. Gene Ontology annotation, cellular component: cytoplasm. Gene Ontology annotation, molecular function: asparagine-tRNA ligase activity; ATP binding; nucleic acid binding. Lineage: Eukaryota; Metazoa; Arthropoda; Insecta; Hymenoptera; Halictidae.